Messenger RNA from Poecilia reticulata (guppy), 6497 nucleotides. Its product is annotated as pleckstrin homology domain-containing family G member 1. Gene Ontology annotation, biological process: intracellular signal transduction. Gene Ontology annotation, molecular function: small GTPase binding; guanyl-nucleotide exchange factor activity. The record is from RefSeq and is a predicted model, not a curated record. Lineage: Eukaryota; Metazoa; Chordata; Actinopteri; Cyprinodontiformes; Poeciliidae.
UGAAUACUUUGAGACACACACAUGCACGCUGUGGAUGCAGGGGAGAGGGAGGGAAGGAGAGAAGCUUUUAGAGAUAGAAGCAGGCAGAGGAGAUCCUUGGCAAGCUAAAGAGGGCGAAAGAAAAGACCUGGAGGAGUCAGUUCAGAAGAAAACCUUUCUAUUUAGGACCAGACCGCAACUUCUAGAAAAGAAAAUCACAAUGCUUUGGAGAGUUAAGAAAAUCUGAGGAUUUUUUUUUUUCCCCUGGAACUUCUAGGAAUACUUUUUUGUAAAAGUCUGGAUAUGUGACCUUCUGUGGAAAUCCUGUUUCCUUCUGAACUUUCUCGCCAUCACUUUUGAGAAACCUUUUGUCAUCAUUUCAUCUGAAGAAGGGUCAAGCCACAAUGCCUACUGACGAUAGCUACCUGCCUGAUGUGCUGCCUCCUCUUCCCGAAGUCCCGGACUCCGGCUCAGACCUGAGCUCCGUUGACAUCCCAGCACGCUGCCUCCGCAACCCGGCCUUCCGCCACGCCUCCUCGCGUUAUUGCUCCGCCAUCAGCAUGGACUCCUCUCCUGACAGCGCCGAACGACCCAUCAGCUACAGCUCCACGUCCUCCUCCGCCUCCUCCAGGGACAGCCACUGCUCUUUGGGCAGCCGUUCAACUCUUGUCGCGGUCCCUCAGUGUAACCCCGUCACCCCUGACCGGGACUCCGGGGCGAUUCGAUUGGAACUGGUCCCGGCCAGGCAGCUGGGAUGCGAAGAGGAAUAUGAGGGAAACAAUGGAGACGGCAGCAGACAGACUGCUACAGAACAUUUACAACCUAAGUUGAGUCCAGAAGUACAAGAAAAGAUGAGCCCGGUGCAGGGACCCAGGACGUAUGUGGACCGGGUGGUGCAGGAGAUUCUGGACACAGAGAGAACCUACGUUCAGGAUCUGCGCAGCAUCGUAGAGGACUACUUGGAGUGCAUCAGUAACCAGUCUCGACUGGCCCUGAGCUCGGAGGAUAAAAGUUCGCUGUUCGGUAACAUCCGAGACAUCUACCACUUUAACAGGGAUCUUCUUCAUGAGCUGGAGAAGUGCAAUGCAGACCCUGUGGCCAUUGCAGAGUGCUUCGUAUCCAAGAGUGAAGAGUUCCACAUUUAUACCCAGUACUGCACUAACUAUCCACGGUCAGUGGCUGUGCUAACCGAGUGCAUGAGGAACAAGGCGUUGGCCAAGUUCUUCCGCGAGCGCCAGGAAUCUCUGCGGCACUCCCUGCCCCUGGGCUCCUACCUGCUCAAGCCAGUGCAGCGGAUCCUUAAGUACCACCUCUUGCUGCACGAGAUAGCCAACCAUAUGGAAAAGGACACGGAGACCUACGAGGUGGUGCAGGAAGCCAUCGACACCAUGCAGAGAGUGGCCUGGCACAUCAACGACAUGAAGAGGAAACACGAACACGCUGUCAGGCUGCAGGAAAUCCAAAGCCUCCUGACCAACUGGAAGGGCCCGGACCUGAUUGGAUACGGGGAGUUGGUUCUCGAAGGAACAUUUCGCCUGCAGAGAGCCAAGAAUGAAAGAACCCUCUUCCUGUUUGACAAACUGCUGCUGAUCACCAAGAAGCGAGAAGAAAUCUAUACAUAUAAGGCUCACAUUCUGUGCUGUAACCUUAUGCUGGUGGAGGUCAUUCCUAAAGAACCAUUGAGUUUCAGUGUGUUUCACUACAAGAAUCCCAAACUACAGCACACAGUUCAGGCCAAAUCCCAGCAAGACAAGCGUAUGUGGAUCUUGCACCUUAAAAGGCUCAUACUUGAAAACCAUCCAGCGAAAAUUCCAGCCAAGGCCAAACAAGCCAUUUUGGAGAUGGAUGCAAAACACCACCCUGGGUUUCACUACAGCCCUGAUGGUGAGAAGAAGGAUUCCCUUCAAACCAAGGAAGGCCCCACUCCUCGUCGAGGACGGAGAAAAGAGCCCCUCUCCAAAUUACUGAAGAAUGCAAAGCAGAAUGCUGCCAACAAUGACGGUGAAAAGCGUACCAGUCUAGGUGCUACCCUGCUGUCCCCCGUGUCCCAGCUGGCUCUGGGCACCAUUGGCCGCAGCCGCAGCUUGAUCAACCAAUCACAAGAGUCCCUGGACCCUGGAGAUCACUACGAGCACAGCGACAGGGAGGAAGGGGACGAGUCGCAUCAGCAGGAUGCUGACGAUGAGGAUGACAGCAUUCUUGGUCGUGGAAAGAGACUGAAAGUUCCCGGCAAAAGCAGCAGAAAGAGACUGAACCCUCAGGCGUCUGUUGACAGCAUAGAGCAGUGGAAAGCUUUUAACAUGAGUGCCUCAGACCUGCAGCGAGCCAGGGAAUCCCUAGUAAGGGACGGAAGUCACCAUCCUCCACUACUCAGGACCCCUCGUGUGACAGAGGAACCUCCAGACUCUCCAAUUCCUGCUGUAGUCGUGACAGAAACGGACCAUUCGGUGAGGAACAUUUGGGCUGAUCACCGGGCUCGCAGGGCCAUGUUCCCCACCCGACAGAGAACAAUGCAGCCAGACGAUGAGGAGGAGGACAUCUACCAAAUGUUUGUUCCCACAGAACCAAGCACAGCAGAUCCAGAAUCUCCCUCCGAGAGACUGGAGGCUCCGUCGUCACCCAGAACAGCCCGGCCUUGCAGCUGGCACGUUGAACAGGUGCCCACAGUUCAAGUUGACCCUCCCGCUGAUAACAGCAGAGUCCUGAGAAGGGCAAGCAGUGCAGGAGAGAAAGCCACAGAGGCUCGAGAGCGACCAGGGAAUGACGAGACUGGUCACAGCAAUUUGGAAGUGAUUCACACCGAAUCAUCCAGCAAUGACAUAUCUGGGUCUUCCUCAGCCGAGCAGCUGACAUUGGACGAUAUUGAAAACGUGUAUGACAACAUAAGCUACGAGGACUUGAGGAGCAUGGGUCUCAUCAGGAGGGAUGCGGAUGAAAUCCAGAUGCAGAAAGAGUCGGCGAGAGAGCAAAGUGCUGCAAAGGUCAGAGAGUCUCUCAUUGAACCAGACAGUUCAUCAGAAAGCAACCGGUCCUCCACACAAGACAUGAAGCCGUAUGGGAGCUGUGAUCUUAAGAUAGUUGAAGAAAAUAUAUAUGACACCAUCUGUUUCAGAGAGCCACCGUCAGUGGAGCUCAAGGGAAGCAAUGAAGGAAGUAAGAAAAAAGAAGAAAGGGGCAGUUUAUCAUCAGAGCAAGACUUGACUCAAAGUCUUGCAGAGUUUGUUUCUGAGGACAGCCUCCAUUUGAGAAAGAAUGAAGAAUCUGACGCAUCUAAUCUUGUCCUCUGCUCUGCGGAGCCAAAUUAUCCUGCCUCUGCAUCUAAAGUCUCUCCUCAGGACUCCAAGAGAGCUGAUCGGAUGUCUGAGGAGGUUGAUGAGCUUUGUAAUGACUUGGAAAACUACAUGAAGAACACCAAGAAAGCUGAACGACUUCCUGCUGCAUUCCCUGUGAAUUCCAAUGAGUCGCCUAAGAAGAUCUCGUCUGCUAAAAACAGCCCUACAAAAAGCUGCCCUGUGGUUGCUGCUCAAACUGCCAGCCCUACACGCACUAGCCAACCAGCACACCAACCCAAACCCCCACCUGUCACCUCCACACAAUCAUUCACCAUCCCAGUCAUCAACCUUCCUGAUUGUCAAAAUGAAAGUACCACUGAAGAAGAAAUCCACCGUCCUGCCCCUGCAUCCCGUCCCCUUCCUGCCACCCCGGAACCCCCUCCAGGCACAGUGAAGAGCAUCCGAAACAGAUUGGCGCGCCUCAGCAGCGGCAGCUUCCGCCUUGAGGAUGAUGAUCUGGUGGAGCUGCCGCAACGGACCGCUGCUCCAAGAGAGGGCGACCUGAAGGACCUCCAAAGUUUGUUUCCAGGGGAGCUGGCAGGGCUGGACUCCCCCCUAGCAAACUCAUCUUUCCUGCUGGCUGAGUCUGUGGACUUUCCCCUGGAGUUCAUGGACAAAACAAAGAGCCGUGUGUUCUUGAUGGCGAGGCAAUAUAGUCAAAAGAUCAAGAAAGCCAACCAGCUGCUGCGAAUGAGGAGCAUGGACCCAGGAGAUUCCUGCAGUCGAGCCAGAGCUGAAAGGAAACAGAAAGACCUUGCCGCCAUCUUGGAGGAGAAAAAACAAGGGGGUGCAGCUAUAGGUGCAAGGAUAGCGGAAUACUCUCAGCUCUACGACCAGGUGAUGUUUAAGGACACUCCUCUUUCUACCAGUCAGACCUCCGCCUCCUCGCAUCACUUCCACCCAGGCCUUCCGUCCUCUCCGUCAAUGCCGGAAACUUCUCUGGAUGAUGACUGGCUCCACUCCAUCUACAGCAACGGCGAGCUGGUGAACUUCAUGUCUUCAUCCAGCGGGGGAACAGACGCUCAAAUGUCCUCCAGCUCUCAGCACAGACUCACCCACACCACAUCCGUCCCUUCUCUCAAGACCACCCCGCCCAGUACGUCACAGAGGUGGAGCUCGUGCAUUUCCGCGCCGAGUGAAGAAGAGCAUGUGUACAGUUCCAUAAAGAGAAAUCCUUCCUUUAAUGCUCCCAACACAAAGUCUUCCCUGUCAGGUCAAUCUCAGUCAGCUGGUUCUCUGACAAACCCCCAGCAAGACAACCACCGGCAGUCUGGGCUCAGUUAUAAUGGACCCGAUGUGGAUCCGUCCACAGACAGACCUCGUGGACCCAGUCUGAAGCGUGCCGGUCGGCAGAGCAGCCUCCCAGACCAGACCACCCUGAGGCAGUCGGACCUCACCUUACACGAUGGCCAGCAGGUGGUGGUCCUGAACCGCGCUUCUGCUCUGAGUGGCAUCCUCAACGCCACUCAGAACUACUUGGCCAACUUUAAGGACAAUGAGGAAGAUGAUGACGACUACGUUGAAAUCCGCUCAGAGGAUGACAGUGAAGCCGAGCGCGACAAGUUGAACCAGGGAACCACAAGAUCAACUCCGAAUCGGAGCGCUGUCCAGUCCCGGAGUUUGCCGUGCACUCCGGUCCACUCCUGCCACCCGCUGAGGCCGCUGGAGCGUGAGCACUUGGAGAAGUACCUGUGGAGCGAGCCGCAGCAGAACCAACCCAAGAUCGUAAAGUCUCUGAGGGAGAAGUUCCAGUGUUUGAGCUCCAGUAGCUUCGCAUAAGGCUACAUGGAAACUAAAAACCAAAAACAACACACACACCACAUAUAGUUUGAAAGGGGACAGCGCUGCUUUGUGUCAAAUAUGCCACACCUUUCACUGACAAGAAAAAUAAAUAUUAAGACAAAAAUAAUACAUCUAUCAAAGCAAUCCUUGGAUUGCAGCUUUAUUUUUAGCGAACUGUUACAGAUAUAUUAAAACAGUAUAGGUCACAAGUAAAGGUCAAAACAGUACAUCAUUAGCUUUUACAUGAACUUCCUUCCGAAAAUUUGAAGAGGUGGAAUUCAUUGUGACGAAUUAUGAUUUUAAAACUUUUAAACUGCUUUACAUCUGAGCCUUGUAGAAACAUUUGCAAUCUAUUGUGUUGUACACAUGCAGUAGUUCAGGAUAUCUGUUAAUUUUGCUCUUAAGGACGACUGUACCUCUCGUCAUCUUUACAUCUUUACUAGAGCUGAAAGCGCAGUUACCGCUCGUCUUCUUAAUUGUGCUAUUAUAUAAUAUCGAACAGUUGUGAACAAACUGCUUUUACAAUACGAGAUUUGUGCAACUCAAGAUGUGCUGCUCAGGCUAGCUAGUCACUUUUAGGAUCUUUUAACAAGCAGGAAAUAAAGACAAAUAUUUGGGGGUAUUAUAACAUCCAGUAGGUUAAGUGUACUUAUACUUGGAAAUUUAGUCUAUUUUUAAAAUAGUGAGUCAGUCUUCCUCUGACUUUGGUCACCAAUAGGGAGUCAUGCUUAAAGAAAAAGGAGAUAUUCUCUAAUAAAUAAUGAGUAUAUAUUUCUUUUAAAAUUGAGUGCAUCUCUGAGAAAUGGUUCUUACAUGCAGUAGAUUAUGUAAGUAGAUGCCGUUUUAUUUUCCUUAAAUCUGCUCAUUUUAGUUUUGGUUUGAGUACGGACCACAAGGGUAAACAGGUGAAUUGGUUUUAAAGACUUACAGUACUGUAUUUGGUGUCUUUUGUUUCUUCUUUAUUCAAAUGCAAAUGUAUUUAAACUGUUUACUUUAUGGGACACUAUCGCACUACUGAUUUCACUUCCUCACUCGCAAAGAAAGUCACGUUACAAUAAGACACUUUAAAGUUCACAGUUGUUUUGUUAAGAAUUUUAUCCCCACAGUUGUUUGAUUUCAGAUAAAAUGAUGAGAAACACGAUAUAUGACUUAUUUGUUGAAAUGCGUUCCUGCUGCCUCACCAGUACCGCGAGCCACAAACUGUAAAUUAGAUUUAAAGAUAUUUAUUUUAAAAACCAGCUGUGCUUUCAUUUAGGGACUCAAAAUCUGAAACAAACUGUGAAUAUUUUUUGGAAAAUUGUAGAUUUUAAUGCACUAUUGAAUCACAAAUGACUUAAAAUAAAGAAGCACAUGGAGAAAAGGCUAAAUAAAAACAUCAAAUCCAAAGUAGGGAAAUGAAGUAUG